AUAUUAAUAAUUCCACAAUUUUAUAAUCUUAACUAUAAUGUUUAGUCGUAGAAUAUUGUUUAAUGUUAGUAAUAUAAAAAAUUCUUUGGAAUCCACAGUUAUUUACAGGUCAUUUGUUCCAAAGCUUAGUAAAGACACAUUUGGGUAUAAUUUUAUCAACAAACUCUACAUAACUACUCUUAAAAAUGAUAAAAUUAUCUCUAACAAUAAAAGUCCAACUGAUAUAAUAAAUAAUACUCUGAACCAUUCCCUGUUAACUGGUAGAUACAUUACAAUAAAUAAUGCAGUUUCGAAGGAUAAUGGACUGUAUGAUAAAAUAAUAUCAUGCGGAAGGCUCAUGAGGGUUCACACCCUAAUGCCAGUUGUAAUUUUCGCUCUCCCAGCCAUGUGGAGUGCCGCUUUAGCUUUACCACCAGUUGUUACCUUUUUAGAGCUUAAGAAAAUCGCACUUUUAUGUUUGGGUGCUUUUUCCGCUAGAUCCGCUGGCUGUUGUGUAAAUGAUCUUGCAGAUAGAAAUUUUGAUAAGUUAGUACAACGUACUAAAAUCAGACCCUUAGCCUCAGGCUCAAUAAACACAACAGAAGCACUGAUCACUUUAAUGUUUAAUUCAACGAUUGCUUUGACAAUUUUGUAUCAAUUUGAUCCUACAACUAUCGGUUUGGGACUAUUAACUGGUGUGACUUGUUCAAUUUACCCCUUCAUGAAAAGAUAUAUUAAAUAUCCUCAGCUUAUUCUGGGUCUUUCUUCCAGUAUAGGAACACUAAUGGCUUGGACAGCCAUAAGUGGUAAUCCAUUAACAAUGGCUCCACUUUGUAUAUAUUUAACAUCUUCACUGUGGUCGCUAAUUUAUGACACUGUUUACGCUCACCAGGAUAAAAAUGAUGAUAUCAAAUUAGGUCUGGGCUCAUUAGCAAUUGAAUGGGGUGAUAAAACUAAAAAAAUGUGUAAUAUCGUGGCCUACAAUAUGUCAAUUCUAAUGGCCACCUGUGGUUAUCUAGCUCAUCUUACCGAUUUAUUCUAUGUGUCUGUGGUAAUAUCGCAUUUAUGGAUGUUGAGGGAGAUUAAAAAGGUCGAUUUGAGUGAUCCAGCAAAUUGUCUGCUAUUUUUCAAAAAAACAACAAUUUACGGGGGAUUAUUGUUACUUGGAAUUAUUUUAGGCAAACCUGAGCUUAAAUUUGACUUCAAAUCAGAAAAAUCCCUGGAAUCCACAGCUUCGUAAUUUUCUCACAAAAAUUCUCAGAUCUUUAAAUUUUUUGUCAAAUUUCUGUAAAUGUAUCAGUUUUAUAAAUUUUAAUAAUAUAUAAAAAUGAUU
Theileria parva strain Muguga is the source of this 1312-nucleotide messenger RNA. It is a transcript of the gene coq2, whose product is annotated as UbiA prenyltransferase family protein. The transcript is spliced from 6 exons. Gene Ontology annotation, biological process: ubiquinone biosynthetic process. Gene Ontology annotation, molecular function: prenyltransferase activity. Bases 38 to 1219 code for a protein of 393 amino acids. NCBI's taxonomy places the organism in Eukaryota, Apicomplexa, Aconoidasida, Piroplasmida, Theileriidae. The record is from RefSeq and is a predicted model, not a curated record. Gene Ontology annotation, cellular component: mitochondrial inner membrane.